AACAGCAAGUGACGGCCAGCCGGAGCCACGCCCCCUCCCCCGGCGCUUCCGCCGACGCCAGGAGCCAGGCAGGAGAAGCACAACACAAAAUGGCAGCGGAGUGAGGCCGGGAGGGACCGGAGCGUCUGUGCGCGGCUCUUUAACAGAACCAUUCUCCGUGAUUCUUCUGCCACGUUGCUUAUACCCCCAUUAUGGAUUGUGGAUUGUGUUCAUCCCACACUGAGUGAGCGAGGAGCCCGUACCACCAUGGAGAAGAAACGUAGAAAGAAAUGAGAGCUGUACACCCAGGCUAAGGGCCUCUGACAUGUGGACUAUUUUGAACCCCUAGAACUAUUUGCGGUUACCCUGGUGGACGUUGUAAGUGACAAAUCAGGGUACUGAGCUUACCUACAUGAACACAGGCCGUGACUUCACCGUAUGAAAUUCGCACCGUAUAUUAUGAACAUGAGGUUUGCAAAAUUUUGGCUGCAGCUGGUUGUGAUUAUACUGUGUCUCAAGAAGCACCACGGCAAACAGCCGGCAAAUUCUUCCCACGAGCCGGAAUCCUGCAACGGCUGCUCCCAUCUUACUCUAAGUAUGGAGUUCUCUUCAACGGUAGUGGAACAUGAAUACAUCGUAGCGUUCAAUGGAUACUUCCCAGCAAAGACUCGAAGCAAAUUUAUUACCAGUGCGCUGAAGAGCAGAGGUAUAGAGGACUGGAGGAUCGUACCCAGGAAUAACCCAGCCAGUGACUACCCCAGUGACUUUGAGUUGAUUGAGAUCAAGAGUGGACAAAGAGACGGAGUGCUGACGCUAGAAGACCACCCGAACAUAAAGCGUGUAACGCCUCAAAAACGCGUUUUCCGCUCUCUCAAGUUUGCAGACAGUGACCCUUCCGCCCCCUGUAAUGACACAAAGUGGAGUCAGAAAUGGCAGUCGUCCCGUCCGCUCAGAAGAACCAGCCUGUCCCUGAGCUCCGGAUUUUGGCAUGCAACUGGAAGACACUCUAGCCGACGGCUCCUGAGAGCCAUACCACGUCAGGUGGCUCAGACUCUGCAGGCCGAUGUUCUCUGGCAACUGGGAUAUACAGGUAGUAACGUAAGAGUUGCCGUCUUUGACACUGGAUUGAGUGAAAAACACCCACACUUUAAAAACGUAAAGGAACGAACUAACUGGACCAAUGAGAAAACCUUAGAUGAUGGACUUGGACACGGGACCUUUGUGGCAGGCGUCAUUGCCAGCAUGAGAGAAUGCCAGGGAUUUGCACCAGACUCUGAGUUACACAUAUACAGAGUCUUCACCAAUAACCAGGUCUCCUACACUUCGUGGUUCUUGGAUGCCUUUAAUUACGCUAUCCUGAAGAAAAUUGAUGUCCUGAACCUCAGUAUCGGCGGACCCGACUUCAUGGAUCAUCCUUUUGUUGACAAGGUCUGGGAACUAACGGCUAACAAAGUGAUCAUGGUUUCUGCCAUAGGAAAUGAUGGACCCCUCUAUGGGACACUUAACAACCCGGCGGACCAGAUGGAUGUCAUUGGAGUCGGCGGUAUUGACUUUGAGGACAACAUAGCUCGAUUUUCUUCAAGGGGAAUGACCACUUGGGAACUGCCUGGUGGGUAUGGAAGGAUGAAGCCUGAUAUAGUCACUUACGGUUCUGGGGUUCGUGGUUCUGGUAUGAAAGGUGGCUGUCGCUCCCUGUCUGGUACGAGCGUAGCUUCCCCUGUCGUGGCUGGCGCUGUGACGUUGCUUGUUAGUACAGUUCAGAAGCGGGAGAUGGUGAAUCCAGCCAGCAUGAAGCAGGCUCUCAUUGCUUCUGCGCGGAGACUUCCAGGCGUCAAUAUGUUUGAACAAGGACAUGGAAAGCUGGACCUUCUUCGGGCCUACCAGAUCCUCAACAGCUACAAACCACAAGCCAGUUUAAGCCCCAGCUACGUGGACCUGACAGAAUGUCCUUACAUGUGGCCGUACUGUUCCCAACCCAUUUACUAUGGUGGAAUGCCAACCAUCGUAAACGUCACUAUUCUAAAUGGCAUGGGAGUGACCGGGAGGAUCGUGGACAAGCCUGACUGGCAGCCAUACCUCCCGCACAACGGCGAUAACAUCGAAGUGGCUUUCUCCUACUCCUCCGUGCUGUGGCCGUGGUCCGGUUAUCUGGCCAUCUCCAUCUCGGUAGCAAAGAAGGCGGCCUCGUGGGAGGGCAUCGCCCAGGGUCAUGUGAUGAUUACAGUGGCAUCGCCAGAGGAGAGUGAGCUGAAGAAUGGAGCAGAGCAGUUCUCAACAAUAAAACUACCAAUCAAAGUAAAGAUAAUUCCUACUCCACCACGUAGCAAGAGGGUCCUAUGGGACCAGUACCACAAUCUGCGAUAUCCACCGGGUUAUUUCCCUCGAGACAACCUGAGGAUGAAGAAUGACCCCCUGGACUGGAAUGGGGACCACAUUCACACCAACUUCCGUGAUAUGUACCAGCAUCUGAGGAGUAUGGGCUACUUUGUAGAAGUGCUGGGAUCACCAUUUACAUGCUUUGAUGCCAGCCAAUAUGGAACUCUACUGAUGGUUGAUAGUGAGGAAGAGUUUUUCCCAGAAGAAAUAUCGAAGCUCCGCAGGGAUGUAACCCACGGACUCUCAUUAAUUGUCUUUGGUGACUGGUACAACACAUCUGUUAUGAGGAAAGUCAAGUUCUACGAUGAAAACACCAGGCAAUGGUGGAUGCCAGACACAGGGGGUGCUAAUAUACCAGCCUUGAAUGACCUUUUGUCGGUGUGGAAUAUGGCUUUCAGUGACGGUAUAUAUGAAGGAGAUUUUACCAUGGCUAGCCACGACAUGUAUUAUGCAUCUGGGUGCAGUAUUGCUAAAUUUCCAGAAGAUGGUGCUGUUCUGUCACAAACGUUAAAGGACCAAGGACUUGAAGUUUUAAAGCAAGAAACCUCCAUGGUUGACAAUGUUCCGGUGCUAGGACUGUACCAAACGCAGACUGACGGAGGGGGGCGAAUCGUUCUCUACGGCGACUCUAACUGCUUGGAUGACAGCCAUCGCCAGAAAGAUUGCUUCUGGCUGCUGGAUUCCAUAUUACAGUACACGUCCUAUGGGGUUCUGCCAGCGAGCCUCAGCCACUCUGAGAACAGACACAAGCCUCCGACAGGUGAGGGAUCCCCGCAGCCAGAGAGGAUGGAAGGGAAUCAUCUUCAUCGCUAUUCUAAGGUCUUAGAAGCACACCUAGGGGACCCCAAGCCGCGGCCCUUGCCUGCGUGUCCGCACCUCUCCUGGGCCAAGCCACUGCCCCUUAAUGAAACUGCCCCUAGUAACCUGUGGAAGCAUCAGAAGCUGCUAUCGAUAGACUUGGACAAGGUGGUUCUUCCCAACUUCCGUCAGAACAGACCCCAAGUGAGACCCUUGUCCCCGGGAGAGAGUGGCGCUUGGGACAUACCUGGAGGUAUAAUGCCUGGACGUUAUAACCAGGACGUAGGCCAGACCAUUCCAGUCUUUGCGUUUCUCGGUGCGAUGGUAGUCCUGGCUUUCUUUGUGGUACAGAUUAACAAGGCCAAGAGUAAGCCAAAGAGACGGAAACCUCGAGUCAAACGGCCACAGAUUAUACAGCAGUUCCACCAACCAAAGACUCCGUCUGUCUGAGCUGCGGCUUGUUGGGACCUGCGUGUGUGUAGACAGCUGGCCGCACUGCAGCGCUACAUAGACUGCCCCCGCAAAGAGACAGACCUCUGCUGUCUCUUACUGACCAAACUGAACAUUGGUACGAGACGCUUCUUCUUUUUUAAUAUUUAUUAAUGUAAAAUAAAUCCCUUUUUUUUUUCUAAAGGGCUUAUCGCUACCAAAAAGGGACAUUUGGGCAAAUGCAAUAUUUUAAGAAGACUUGUGCCUAAGACAUGGAUGUGUUUUUUGUUUUUCAUAAAGGGUGCUUACCCCCGGAUCACUGACUCGUAUUUUUAUAAAUAUCUCCGAUUUUGUAAUUUUAAUGAUGAUUCCACCGUUAUUGGUGGAGAUAUGUUUUUAAUAAAUAAGCAUCUUGUAAUACAGUACAA
Molecule: messenger RNA, 4010 nt
Organism: Pseudophryne corroboree (corroboree frog)
Lineage: Eukaryota; Metazoa; Chordata; Amphibia; Anura; Myobatrachidae
Gene: MBTPS1
Product: membrane bound transcription factor peptidase, site 1
Exons: 23
Coding region: 418-3603 (1061 amino acids)
Biological process (GO): proteolysis
Cellular component (GO): Golgi apparatus
Molecular function (GO): serine-type endopeptidase activity
Source: RefSeq, a predicted model, not a curated record